AUGGCGACAAACACAUCUUCGACGGCCCCGGACGGCUCCGUCCAGCAUUACCAAGUACUCCUCUUCGGCGAUUUAUCGUCAUCCAGGGUCGAGGAGGAUCUCUGGCGGCUGUUGCAUACCAAAACAAACCCCGUACUGGCCUCCUUCUUCACCCGUCUUGCUUACGGCCUCCGAAAAUUCAUCGGCGGACUUCCAGCCCGCGAGCAAGACUUGUUCCCUCACUUCACAACCCUUGUCGACCUCGUGUCCCGGCUGGGGGAUACCAAAGGCACGCCGGUUCUGAGAUUCUUCGCGUUGUGCGUCUAUGAACUGGCGCUUUUUAUUGCAGAGAAUGAGAACGGUGCCAGGGCAUAUCCCUCGCCUGGCGGGACAUAUGUCAUUGGACCUUGCACAGGGGGGUUUGCGGCCGCAGCUGUGAGCUGCUCGCAGACGCUGACCGAUCUGGUUCCUUUGGCUAUUGAAGCCGCUCUCGCCGCAUUCCGGACAGCGCUGUGUUCCUGGUUGGCCGGGCAGGACAUAUCGCCAACAGUGCAGUCUGAGGAGGCAGAUGCUGCCAAGUCAUGGUCGGCCAUUGCUGUCCGGAGCGACGCGAAGCUAUACAUCAGCGCCACAACACCAAGCCAUGUAGCCACAAUCAGUGGCCCGCCGUCCACGCUACAGGACCUGUUGACCCAGGAAUCUGGCAGGCUGCGGGUGCGGUACUUGGAUAUCCAAUCGCCCUUCCAUGCCUCGGGCAUCUUCGACGAGUCCGAUGUGGACGACAUUGUGGACCACAUCUCUGACGACAGCGCCGCUGCCUCGAAGCCUCUCAGACUGCGCCUUCUGUCGCCGUCAACAGGCGAGAGCAUGACAGCCUCUGGCUUCAAGGCUGUGAUCCGGGACGUGGUGCGCGAAACCCUUCAAAGGCCGGUUCGCUGGGAGCGGGUGGCAACCCGAUUCCGCUCCCUCUUGGCCGAGGCGGAGGCAUCCGAGUGCACUAUUGUCCCGUUUGCGAGCAAUGCUGCGCCCAUGCUCAGCAUGGCCUUGAGCAUCCACGGAAUCACCCCCGGCGGACAUCCGCCUGGCGUGUCGGGAGCGUUUGAGCAUUCCAAGAUCGCCAUCAUUGGGUAUUCGGGCCGGUUUCCGGAUGCCGACUCGAACGAAGCUUUCUGGGAGCUCCUUCGCGCCGGCCGAGACGUGCACCGCGAGAUUCCCCCGGAUCGCUUUGACUGGAAGGCGCACUACGACCCCACCGGCAAGCAAAAGAACACUAGCCGCGUCAAGUAUGGGUGCUUCAUCGAGGAACCCGGCAUGUUCGACGCCCGCUUCUUCAACAUGUCGCCGCGGGAAGCCGAGAACACCGACCCGGCGCAACGCUUAGCCAUCACCACUACCUACGAGGCAAUGGAGAUGGCCGGCCUAGUCCGGAACCGCACGCCAAGCACACAGCAAGACCGGGUGGGCGUGUUCUUCGGCACCACGAGUGAUGAUUGGCGCGAGGUGAACAGUGGUCAGGACGUCGACACAUACUUCAUCCCGGGCGGCAACCGUGCCUUUGUGCCCGGCCGCAUUAGCUACUUCUUCCGCUUCUCGGGCCCCAGCCUCAGCAUUGACACGGCCUGCUCGUCGAGCUUCGCCGCUAUUCAGAGCGCCUGCAACUAUCUCUGGAGAGGCGACGUCGACACUGCCAUCGCAGGGGGCACCAACGUUCUGACGAACCCUGACAACUUUGCCGGCUUGGACCGCGGCCACUUUCUGUCUACCACGGGUAACUGCAAUGCCUUUGACGACGGAGCUAGCGGGUAUUGCCGUGCCGAUGCGGUGGCCACCGUCAUACUGAAGCGUCUCGAGGACGCUGAAGCAGACAACGACCCCAUCUUUGGUGUCAUCGUCGGGACGGCCACCAACCACUGCGGACAGACCGACAGCAUCACUCGCCCACACGAGGGCGAUCAGGCCAGCGUGUUCAAGCGGAUCAUGCGGUAUGCCGACGUCGACCCACUCGAUAUCAGCUACGUCGAGAUGCACGGAACGGGGACGCAGGCGGGCGACGCAACCGAGAUGAACUCGGUCCUGUCCGUGUUUGUGCCCCACAGGAAGCGGACCGAUAGCAGCCCGCAGCGCCCGCUGUACCUCGGGUCCGCCAAGGCCAACAUCGGGCACGCUGAAUCCGCGUCGGGCGUGUCGUCCCUGAUCAAGGUGCUCAUGAUGAUGAAGCACAGCGAGAUCCCACCGCACUGCGGUAUUAAGACGCGCAUCAACCACAACUAUCCGCAGGAUCUAUCCGAACGCGGGGUGCGUAUCGCUUUCAACCCUACCCCCUGGCGACGGGAGGACAGCGUGUCGGGCAAGCGAGCCGUAUUCUUGAACAACUUCAGUGCCGCGGGCGGGAAUACCGCUGUUCUCUUGGAGGACGCACCCGCCCAAGACACCGUUGACGCAACCGUGGCACCCGACCCACGGCCGGUGCACUUGGUUGCGGUGACGGCCAAGACAGCACAAUCUCUAGCCGAGAAUCUUAACGGGCUUCUGUCUUGGUUGGAGGCUAACCCACAGACCUCGCUCCCGGCGCUGUCUUACACGACCACGGCACGACGGAUGCACCACAACUAUCGCACCAUGGUUUCGGGCACAGACACAGCAUCCAUCAUGGCUGGCAUCACGACCCGUUUGCUGUCCCUGAACCAGGUCGCCGCUAAGCCGAUUCCCGCGGCUAGCAAGACCCCCAACGUGGUCUUCACCUUUACUGGCCAAGGGACCCUCUACAGCGGCAUGGGCAAGUCUCUCUACACAACCAACCCGUCCUUCCGUGCCGACAUGCUACGCUUCAACCGCCUGGCCACAGACCAAGGAUUCCCCGCCUUCAUUGGUCUCAUCGACGGCAGCCACGCCAUAAACAACGCGAAGGAAGUGAGCGUCGUUGCCUCACACCUCGCUCUCACUUGCGUGCAGAUGGCCCUUGCGAGGUUUUGGCAGAGUCUGGGAGUCACGGCUUCGGCCGUGGUGGGCCACAGCCUGGGGGAGUAUGCCGCGCUCUACGUCGCCGGGGUGAUCUCGGCCGCCGACGCCGUGUAUCUCGUUGGCCGGCGGGCCGCGCUGCUCGAAGAGCACUGCACGCCUGGAACCCAUGCAAUGCUGGCCGUCAAGACCACCGCCGAUGUCAUCGGGGAGCUGAUUCAAGAGGGCGGCUCGCAAUGUGAGGUCGCCUGCGCGAACCAGCCGGCGGGUCAUGUCAUCAGCGGCCGACUGGAUAAUAUCUGCGAAGUGGAGAAGCUAGCCACAGCGAAGGGCCUCAGGUCUGUCCGACUCGACCUCCCCUUUGCCUUCCACUCAGCACAGGUGGAACCCAUUCUCGCACCGUUCGAGACUGCGGCUUCGCAGGGCGUGGUGUAUCGUUCUCCCCAAAUCCCGGUCCUGUCCCCUCUGCUUUCCCGACCAGUUCAGGCGGGCGAGCACGGGGUGUUGGACGCAUCGUACCUGGCCAAGGCUUUCCGGGCCAAGGUUGACUUUGCUGGAGCGGUGGAGGCUGCUAAGACAAGUACCAGCAGCAUUGCUAACGAACGCACCGUGUGGCUCGAGAUCGGCGUCCACCCUGCCUGCAGCGACAUGGUGAAGGGUACGCUUGGAUCCGACUGUACGACCCUGGCGACACUUCGCAGGGACGCCGAUGCCUACAAGACGCUUGCUGCUGCGCUCGAGUCCUUAUACCUCGCUGGGUUCAACAUUGAGUGGAACGAAUAUCACAGAAACUUCCCGGCUGCCCGGAAGGUCGUGCAGCUCCCUCGCUACUCUUGGGACCUCAAGAAGUAUUGGAUACCAUAUCGCAACAACUUCUGUCUGGCGAAAGGCGAGGGAUUGGUGCCUGCUACCGAGGCUGCAAACGCUCAACACAAACUCGAGGCAACCACGGCUGCGCCGCAGUAUAAAUAUCUAUCGCCGUCGGUGCAGAGGGUGUUGGAAGAACGCCACGGGGCGGAUCGAUCGUCGCUGCUCGUGGAGUCUGACAUCUUUGACGAUCGGCUACUACCAGUCUUACAGGGACACGUCGUCAACGGUGCUCACCUUGCUCCUUCAUCUCUAUAUGCCGACGUCGCCAUCACUAUGGCCCACUACAUGCUGCAGGGCGCCGGCAUGUCGACUGAGACGACGGGGAUUGAUGUAACCGAUGUCAAGGUUGACGCUCCCUUGAUUGCUCAGCCCGACGAGUCAACACAUCUCUUCCGCGUGUCUGCGACGGCGGACUGGGGCGCCCGCUCCAUCUCCAUGUCGAUCUACAGCGUGGACGGCAAUGGCAAGCGAACAAGGUCCCACGCCACACUCGACGCCCGCAUCUUCCCGGAACAACGAUGGCUGGACGAGUGGCGGCGCAACACACAUUUGAUCCUGUCCCGCAUUGAGGCUUUGAACCAGGGCAUCCACAGCGGCGAGAGCCACAAACUGAAGCGCGGCAUGGUCUACAAGCUGUUUGGCGCCAUCGUGGUGUACAGCAGCGACUACCAGGGCAUGAAGGAGGUGGUCCUCGACAGCGAGCGGCUCGAGGCCGUGUCCACGGUCAACUUCCAGGUGGGCGAUGGUGGCUUCGUGGUGAAUCCGCGAUGGAUCGACAGCCUUGGCGGAAUUGCCGGGUUUAUCAUGAACGGCAACGAUGCCGUCGACAGCGAGAAGCAGGUGUUCAUCAACCACGGCUGGGAAAGGCUGCGGAUUGCCGAGAGGCUGGACGCGACCAAGACAUACUACGCCUACAAUCGCAUGCAGUUGGUUGAGAAGACGCUCUACGCCGGUGACACGUACAUUCUCCAUGAAGGGCGGAUAGUCGCCAUAUUCGAGGGCGUGAAGUUCCAGGGUGUCCCGCGUCGGGUUCUCGACCACGCUCUGCCCCCGCGCAAAGCAGUUGCCACGGUCCCGCCGGUCAAUGCUCCUUCUCGAGCAACCGGUCUCUCUGAGAUGCAGCCGCGCCAACCUCUUGUUGUCGAAAAAGAACCCAGAAAGCCUCGUACUCUAGAACCCUCAAGACCGGAACCCAAAGCCGAACGCCGCACGUCAUCAGGGCUCUUCGACCAUGUCUUAUCCGUCAUCUGCCAGGAAGUUGGCCUCUCCCCAACGGAGCUGAAGCCGGCAAGCGAAUUCGCGGAUUUCGGUCUCGACUCGCUGCUCUCGCUCACCAUCACGGCCAGGAUCCGCGAUGAGCUGCAAAGGGACUUGCCCUCUUCGAUAUUCAUCGAGUGCCCAACCGUCGCCAACCUACAGACUUGGUUGGACGAUCAAGCUCCCGAUUCGGGAAGCAGUGGAGUGCCGACACCACAUUCCCGAACCCGUUCUCGGAGCGUCAGCAGUCGCACUAGCGAUGAAACGCACAUCACCGCUCCCACGCCUCGGGAAGACGGUUCCGUUAACUCUGGGAAGGUGGACUCGGACAGCCGAGAAGCGACGCUUUUAGUUCUCCGGCAGACCAUCACAGACGAAACGGGUGUGCCUCUCCAUGAACUAGCCCCCUCCACCUGCCUCGGCGACAUCGGCGUGGAUUCGCUGCUAGCAUUGACCAUCACCGCCCAACUCCGAGACCUUCUCGGUGACGCGGUGCCCUCCACCUUGUUCAUGGAGAAUGAAACACUUCAAGAGGUUGAGCGGGCGCUUACGAGCGUGCUGGGUCUGUCGGAGGAGACCAGCGGAAGCCUGCAAAUGGAGUCCAUUUUGUCCUCCCCUCCACAUGCGACUUCCGUCUUGUUGUCGGGGAAUGCACGCACCGCAGCUUCUCUCCUAUUUUGGCUUCCCGACGGCUCCGGCUCUGCCACGUCCUAUGCCGCCCUGGGCCCCUGCAUUACCGACACCGUCGCCGUGUACGGCCUGAACUGCCCCUGGCGGAAGACAGCGGAGGAGAUGACACGCCUCGGCGUCGACAUGGCCAUGCUUGCAGCCAAAUAUGUCGCCGAAAUCCAGCGGCUCCUGGCUCAGCGCAACCAACACAUCCCCGUCGCCAUCGGCGGCUGGUCAGCGGGAGGGAUCAUCGCGGUCGAGGCGGCGCGGCAGUUGCGCGGCUCGCGCCAGAGCGUGGACAAGCUGGUUCUGCUCGACUCGCCGAACCCGAUCGGGCUGCAGAACCCGCCGCAGCGCAUGUACGACUUCUUCGACUCGAUCGGCCUCUUCGGCGGCGGUCGCAACAAGAUGCCCGACUGGCUGCGCGCACACUUCAGCGCCUUCAUCAACAUCCUUGACAAGUACGAGCCAACCCCGCUUGCCGACGCGCCGCCCACCCUGAUUGUGUAUGCGCGCGACGGAGUGUGCAAAGACCCCAACGGUCCGCGGCCCGAGAUGCGCCCUGACGACCCCCGCGAGAUGCUGUGGCUGCUGAAUAACAGGACGGACUUUUCGGCCGACGGCUGGGCCAGCUUGCUUGGACGGGACAGGCUGACAAUACGUGUGCUGGACGACGUCAAUCAUUUCAGUCUUAUGGAUCCUGGCCCGACCAUGAAAAGGCUGGGCCAGGUUGUGGGCGACUUUCUUGGCUGAGCUAUUGUGUCGUCCUAGUCACUCGGUGAGAGAAGUGAAACCAAGCUGGAAGGAUGCGGAGUCCCCGCUGGAUAGUACAUGAAGGGACCAGUCUGCUACGACUUGUGGUGACGCCCUGCGAUUUUGUCGUCUUCUUUCUUUUCUUGUUCGCUAGAUUGCAACGAUAUGUUUCACAUCCUAGUUCUGGAUAAAGAAUUUGAUCCUAAAUUCUCAG
Chaetomium strumarium is the source of this 6700-nucleotide messenger RNA. RefSeq names its product polyketide synthase. Gene Ontology annotation, molecular function: phosphopantetheine binding; 3-oxoacyl-[acyl-carrier-protein] synthase activity; fatty acid synthase activity. Bases 1 to 6486 code for a protein of 2161 amino acids. The record is from RefSeq and is a predicted model, not a curated record. The transcript is spliced from 8 exons. Lineage: Eukaryota; Fungi; Ascomycota; Sordariomycetes; Sordariales; Chaetomiaceae. Gene Ontology annotation, biological process: fatty acid biosynthetic process; secondary metabolite biosynthetic process.